UGUCAUUUAUUGACAGUGACGUGACGUAACAAUAGAUAUUGCGAAUUCCAUUACCUAUAGAUUUUUGUUUUCCGUUUUUUCUAUAAAUUAAGUUGCUGGUUGCUACACAAUCCUCAUAAAUAUGAACAGUUUAUUCCGCAGAAAUAUUAUUCCUAUCUACAGUAACAUUACCAAAUUAUCAUGUCGCUAUUUAGCCGAUGCUCCAGUGAAGGAGAAAAUUGAUAAAAUUGUGAAAAAUAACAAGGUUGUAGUAUUUAUGAAAGGUGUUCCAGAUGCACCUAGAUGUGGCUUUAGCAAUGCUGUUGUUCAAAUUAUGAGAAUGCAUGCUGUGCCAUAUGAAAGUCACGAUGUUUUAGCGGACGAAAAUAUUCGGCAAGGAAUAAAGGACUACUCAAACUGGCCUACAAUCCCUCAAGUUUUCAUUAAUGGUGAGUUUGUUGGUGGCUGUGACAUAAUGCUGCAGAUGCACCAAUCUGGUGAAUUAGUGGAAGAAUUGAAGAAAGUUGGCAUCAAAAGUGCAUUACUUACUGCUGAAGAAGCAAAGGUUGAGGAAAAAAAGUAAAAUAUUCUAUUUUGAAUAGGUUAUAAAAUGUUAUGUUAGGUAAUGAAUUCUUUAGGCCUGUUGUACAAUUGUUGAAAUAUAAUGAUCAAAAUCAUCAGAUCUUCUUUUCUUAAAUUUAAUGUAUUUUAAAAAUUAGGAAUAGCAACUUACUUAAUUGUGGAUAUAAUUUAAAUCAAUGAAUAGCUUAUCACAAAGACUGUACAUAUCUAACCUUGACAAAGCUAUCAUGGUUGCUAAAAAUCUCAGAAUGAAUGUUAUCAUACUCAAAAUAUAGUUUGUCCAUGUUUUAUGCAGACAUGUUGUUUGUCUUUAAAAACAAAUUACACAUCCAUGAGUUAAUUUUGUGGUUUAAUUAACAAGCAUGGAGCUGCUUACUUAUCAAAUUGUUGCAAAUAUUAUUUAAUAUAAUGUUGAUUUAUGAAGAGAAUAUUAUCUUUGAACAUUGACAUUAUUGCUAUGGUUUAAGUAGGUGCAUACCUAAUAAGAAAUAGUUUUGAUUUUUUCAAAGCAUUGAAUUAUAUUUUAUGAAAGUACAUGAUUAGAUGUAUUUUAUGUGAAUUUGUAUAGGUAGUAUGUAAUUCUCGAAAAUGAGUAAUUAAAUAAACAUGUUCUGUAUUUAA
Molecule: messenger RNA, 1182 nt
Organism: Plodia interpunctella (Indianmeal moth)
Lineage: Eukaryota; Metazoa; Arthropoda; Insecta; Lepidoptera; Pyralidae
Gene: Grx5
Product: Glutaredoxin 5
Exons: 2
Coding region: 122-562 (146 amino acids)
Cellular component (GO): mitochondrial matrix
Source: RefSeq, a predicted model, not a curated record